UCAACAGGCUGUUGGUAAAGUAGUUAGCUGUAUCGGUACCAGUUAACUGUCUUUAAGUUAAAUUACCCUCUGUUGUAAGAAAUGUCUCGAGUUCACGCAGAAAGCGUGAUUAAAAGCAUUAUCCGUCGGAUAGUGCAGGAGUGCGCAGAGAGAGGACAGGCGGUGUCCGACACUUUGGUGGCGUUCAUGGCGAAAGCUGUUGUGCUGGACCCAAGAAAUGGCUUUCAUGUUGAUCGAACAUUGACCAAACAAGACAUCCAGAACCUUGAAGAGCUGUGCCUGGAUAAACUGAUGGCAAAGUGCAGCCCAUCCCUUGACACAAUCAAAAUGCAAGUGUAUUUUGACAUGAAUUACACCUCCAGACGUGAGUUUCUUGAGGAAAUCCACCAGGUGGUGGAGUCCAGGCUGAGUGCAGUGAGCAGAGAGAUCACUGACAGCAGAGUGAAGACACGGGAGGAAUUAGACGCUCUGUACCGUAAAAUCAUCACCUAUAUCCAGCUGCGCUCUGGCAUGGGCUCACCGACAGAUGUCACCAGUGUGCAAGAGGCUGCAGCUGCUCUGCAGAGCGUCUUCCCUCAGACUGAACUGGGAACCUUCAUGGUGCUCUUAAAGAGGGACAAAGAGCAGCAGCUUAGAGAGCUCACCAUGACCGUCACAGGGAUCCAACUCUUCAACAAAGCCAGCAAGAAGGGAGGCAAGGAGACUGACAUCCAAGAACUAAUGCCUGCAAUUCUUAGUGAAACUCUUCCAGUCACCAGUAAGAGGUUAGAAAAAGAGCUGAGCGUGUCACAGACUUUGGCGUGGAAAUACACAGCAGUGCUGGAGAAGCUAACGAAGCCUGACAGUCAGCCUGGAGACCAUGAUGUGCCCAUUGUCCUGCUCAGGCAGGCUCUGUACAAUGUCAGGCAGCAUGAAGUGUUCCUGAAAAUGUUACUGGCUGAUGCAUGUUUAUGUGCCAAGCAUGUUGAAAUCCUGCAGGAUGAGUUCUCAUCUCAGAUAAAGCUGCUGAAACAAACUGUGCAGUCAAAGACAGCUGUGCACGCUGCACAAGUUUUUCCACUGUUCAAGUCCCUGUCAAAGGUGUGGUGUGGACUUCAGGAUGAGGCUGAGCUGCUCAACAUCCUCAGUAACAUCAUGCACAACCUGCAGCCUUUCAUUGCCUCUCAGGCCGAGCUUUUUUCGGAGGCUUAUUUGGACGGUCUGCUGGAUACGUCUGAGGUGAAGACAGACCAACAGAGAAUGACUGAGUCGUCAGAUGAGCGUAUUAUUCCAGCUGAGAUGAAGAGGCAGGAAUGGCUCCUGCCUGAAACAACAGCCAGUUUUAAUGAGCUGCCACUACAGUAUGAUGGAGUCUGUGGCUACACGCUUGUGAACAGAGAUGGGCUUCUACUUCCAGGUAAUCCACACAUUGGAGUCCUCAAACAUGAGGAGAAGCUCUAUGUUUUUAGUUCCAAAGAAGCUGCGCUAAAAUUUGCCUCCAGUCCAGACGACUUCAUUGCAGAGGUGGCAGAGAAAGCCAAGCAUUCCCCUGAACUCAUCCAGCUCCUCAAACUCCACCAGCAGUUUUCCUGCGUCAGUCCUUACCCAGAGAUGCAGCCAGGAGAGAGUUUAUUGGUAAAACCCAUCACCAAGUGUGAGGGCGGCACACAGACAGACCUUCACCCAGUGGAGACAAACAUCGUCAAGUCAUAUGAGUGGAAUGAGUGGGAGCUGCGGAGAAAAGCCAUCAAACUGGCAGAUCUGCGGACCAAAGUGACACACUCAGUGCAGACUGACCUCAGCCACAUGAGACGGGAAAAUGUCACUCAGACCUGGCUGCCCAAGAACGCUGCCUGUCAAAGCAAAAGAGACGGUGAGAGCAACAUGCCCAAACCUCAGACCUACCUGGCUGGUCUGAGGGGACAAAGAGACGGACACGUGGUCAAAACAAACCUGACCAGGUCUGUGGAUGAAAAAUGAAGGUGUCCAAACAACAGUUUAUUUAUUGAAUUGUAUGCAUUAUGUAUGUAAAGCUAUGGCUUUCAGAGCUUUUCAAAAUGGCUGAUUUAAAUGCAAGCACAUUAAUAGGUUAGUAAGCUGUUGUUCUGUAGAAUGACAGAAAAUGAACCUUGUAAAUUAGCCUCUAAGGUCUUGAUGACACCAUCAGGGUUAUUUUGUCAGAAUUCACAAAGCUCCAUUUCACAAAGUUUUAGGAUUUUUUUCUUUUUUAAUUAAUCUUUUUUUCCCUAAUUUCUCCUUGAGUGUUGUAUAGUUGUAUGGUUUUAUCUCCUUGUUGUCUUUGUAUCUGCUCCUGAAUUGUAAAGCACUUGCACUGCAUUCUGCAGCUAUAUAAAUAAAAGUUAAUUCAU
Messenger RNA from Epinephelus moara (kelp grouper), 2348 nucleotides. It is a transcript of the gene cfap206, whose product is annotated as cilia and flagella associated protein 206. The coding region runs from base 82 to 1959 and encodes 625 amino acids. Gene Ontology annotation, biological process: sperm axoneme assembly; regulation of cilium beat frequency; regulation of flagellated sperm motility. NCBI's taxonomy places the organism in Eukaryota, Metazoa, Chordata, Actinopteri, Perciformes, Serranidae. Gene Ontology annotation, cellular component: ciliary basal body; axoneme. The transcript has 12 exons. The record is from RefSeq and is a predicted model, not a curated record.